This is a messenger RNA of Oldenlandia corymbosa var. corymbosa, 2898 nucleotides long. Lineage: Eukaryota; Viridiplantae; Streptophyta; Magnoliopsida; Gentianales; Rubiaceae. The record is from the annotation of a GenBank genome assembly.
AUGGCUUCUUUACAACCAUUUCCAUUGAAUUUGUUUUGGAAGUGGCAAUUCGACAAUGUUUGUGCUAGCAAUAUCCCGUUUGGGAUAAUUUGGGUAGAUAGAAUGUUGUCAUUCUCAGAUUUGGCUAGAGAAAUAUGUGCAAUUGCAAAGUUAGAUAGAAAUCGGGUGAAUUUGAAUAUUUUAAUGGUGUAUGCUGAGCAGAACAUUAGAAAGGGGCCAUUCGUUGUUCAAGAUGAUAACUCGAUACGAAUGGUUUAUAAUUAUUCAGUGUAUUAUCCAAAAUUAUUCAUCGAAGUAAAAAAUGUUCAUGUAUUACAUCAUGGUAGUACAUCUGAGCACCAUCUGGAACCUAGACCAAGUGGUUGGGAACAUAAUGAAUGCGAAAAUGAAGAUUUUGAAGACUGUGCUGAUAAUGUUGAGAGUGAUAAGGAACCUGACCCUGCGAAUGUAAGUGAUUCAAAUACAAGUGACACAGAUGCAAGUGACUCGGAUGAAAGUGAUUCGGAUGCAAGUGAUACUCCAGUAACUGAAGAAACAGGACAAUUUAUUUUUAGUGAUACUGGUGACCUUGAUCCCGAUUUGGGUCGUGAUCCUAGUGCUCCAGUCUUGUGGGAUGAGAAUUUGGAUAAAAUUGGUGCUGGGACAUGUUUCCGUAGCAAGAAAGAGGUGAAAUCUGCCAUUACCAAGUGGUCAUUGAGAAAAGGGGUGAACUUUUGUAAAAAAGAGAUGAGGGGACGUGUAUGGGCUGUUAAGUGUGUAACCUUAGAUCCGAAAUAUCCAGCUAAGCGGAGGCAUGACACUACAUCCCAAUGGAGUAUGCAAGCAGUGCAAAAAGUUGAGCGCAUCAUUGCAAAAUAUCCAGGGUCUAUAUGCCAUAGAUAUUGUAUGGGUGGUGAAGGAAGUUCGUCCACCUCAUACACAAGAUUAAGCAUUGGUGGUCAUGAUGGUGGUCUUGAAGCAAACCACCCCGUCACUCCUCUAGCCGACACCCAGGGACAGCCGCCGUCGGUGACUAUUGCAAAUCUGGGAAGCUAUAACUCAAAAGAGGAGUCGAAAACGUUGCCUAAAAUACCACAAGAUUGGUAUAUGGUGAAGAGAAACCUUGUGUCAGGCUCUCGAAAGAUAGCAGAAGCCUGUAGUGGGUCUUCGAUUUGCGAACCCAAUUUCCUAUAUGUAAAGGCCCCUGAAAAGUAUUGUGUGGCCUGGAAUUAUCGAGAAGCCGAAGGCUUCGAGGCGGUAAAAGAUGAGUGGACGAAGGAGGAUGAGGAGAAGAACAAAGAAUUUGCCAGUGACUUAGAGAAACUCGAGAGAUAUCCCAAGAUACUAGGGUAUGGAGUGGUGCAACAAUUCAUUCCUGUCAUGCCAAUCGAGGGAUUACAAGCUGACAACAUCAUCGGUGUCCCCUUCAGGGAAAAGGAAGAUGACAAUACUUCCAUAACAAAAUCAGUGCUAGAGAAGAUAAAGAGGAAGAAGAAGAAGAGAGCAGUAGCCAGGGAGUCCGAGAAGGGGCCAACCACGAAAAAGUCGAAAACCCACACUUCUCCCGACAAGGAGAUUGAAGCAAAAAAGCAGACCAAGGAGACUAUUCCCCCUACAACCGAGAAGGAGGCACCUUCAGAGAAGGAGACCAGGCCAAGCACUCGACCCAGUUGCGUCGAGAAGGAAAAAAGUCCUGUCGAGGGGACUGUAACCAAUGUAACCAUCCUGCCCCCUAAGAUACCAGCCGGGGGCCUUGCCGUCACAGUUUACACCUUUGACAAUCCUCCUACCAUCGAGUGCCCUGUGCUGGAAGAGUUCACUGCCAGCCUUACUGAGGAAGAUAGAUUAAAAUUGAUGAGCACAAUCAUGAUGAACCAUGCCAAAAAGUCCAGGGACCUAAGGCGAGAACUAGCAGAACCCCAAGCUAAUAGAGAUCAAGCGGUGACCGAGAAGCGGGUUCUCGAUGAAAGGAACCAUCAGCUGCAAGCCAAGGAAGCUGAGCUUGCCUCGGUAAAAACUCAGCUUGGGGAACUGAAGCAGAAGUUUCAAGAGUAUUGCGACCUACACAUCUCCAAGGAGUACCUUACUAAAUGGUGCACUGCAUUCUGGUGGAGGAUGCUAUCAUCAGGGGGGAUGACCACUGCUGUGGAAGAGAUUAACAUUGCCUCGAUGGCUUAUGGGGGCCACGCAGUUACCGUUGAGGGCUUAAAGAGACUAAAGUCAAAAAAGCCUAUCAAGGCGAAGUGGCUGAAGCAAUUUCUGAAGGAAAACCCAACGAAGACCAUAGGUCCUUGUGAGGAAUUGGCAAUACCUGAAGUUUCCGAGGAGGAUUUUGGAAUUGAUCUUGAGGAAGAUGAAGAUGAGGCUGCUGAGGAGGAUGACACAUGCAAUUCAGGUGCUAAGGACCAAGAUCCCCCAACCGUGGGAGAUACUGGAGGGGCCGAGGAAGGGAACCCUCUUAGCGAGGGAUCAUCUGGAGACCAAACAGGGAAUGACUCUCGUUCCCAGACUGCUGAGAAUGCCCAAUUGAAGCGCCGUGAAAGAAUCAAAGUUUUCCCAUGGUUUCUCAAGAAGUUCCACAUCCUUUCCCUUGUUGAGAAGCAAAUUCAAAUCAGGACAGAGCGCUUCAUUGCCGCCAUCGAGAUGUUGAAGAAAAGGACUAAAGAGGCUGAAUUUUAUUCGAGACAAUCUGCCGUGUUACAGAACGUACUGGUUGAUCGUGAGAUUCCACUUCCCAUUCUCGAGGGUCUAGAUGAACACGCAGAAGCUCGUGAAAGGACGGCCGCCGAAGAAUUCCUUCUUAGGAUCGACGAGCAAGAUUGGGAAAUUUUCGACUUGAAAGACAAACUGAAUCAAUGUAUUGACCUUCUUAGGAAGCGAGGCUUCUCGAUACCCCAAGGAGAAGAUCGUAAUAUUUAA